GAGUAUCGUAGAGGUUGGGAGUUGGAGUUAACGUGUUAUGUCUUCUCAUCUAAACCCAAGUUACGUCAUCCAUCAUCUCCUCUCCUGAACAGACAUAUUAUAUUAUCAACAGAUAAAUAAAAUAUCUAUCUAUCCAUCUGGUACGGACCAAAUCCAAGGGCCGUAAAACUAGCGACUACCAUGAGAGAGAAAACGCGCUAAUUCAUCUCUUCUCAUCUCAUCUCAUCUCAUUUCAUACAAAACAACAAUAACAAUCAUCGAUUUCACCCCCAAACCCUAAUUACAAAACAAUAUUCGCUACCUCACAAUCCCCUCCUUCCUUAUGCUUUUUAUUUCCGAUUAAUCCAUUAAUAAUUAAAGCUACAGAGCCCCCUAAAAAGGGGAUUCCUGAUUUUGUUGUCGGUCAAGUAAGGAAUUUGAGGAGAUUUUGUUUGUUCUUCAAGUCAUAAACUUAUAAUUGUUAUAUAGGUUAGGGUUAGGGUUUGUCUUGUUGAGAUUGUAUGGGGCUUCAGGCUGCCGAUCUUGUUGAGGAUCAGGAUGAUCUUAAGGGAGGUAAAGGUGCUGCUGCUGCUGCUGCAUCGGUUUCGUGCUCGAUUUGCCUCGAGGUUGUUGUCGAUGAUAGCGGGGAUCGGGCGUGGGCGAAGCUUCAAUGCGGGCAUCGGUUUCAUUUAGAUUGCAUUGGUUCUGCAUUUAAUGCGAAGGGAGUGAUGCAAUGCCCCAACUGCAGGAAAGUUGAGAAAGGCCAGUGGCUUUUUGCGAAUGGUUCUAGAUCGUAUCCUGAGUUCAGCAUGGAUGACUGGGCCCACGAUGAAGAUCUCUACGAUCUAAGCUAUACCGAAACCACUUCAAUGUGGUGCCCCUUUAGUGGAUUUACUCGGAUUGCUGCUUCUUUUGAUGAUGGGGAAUUCCCGACAACUGCGUACCAUGAUCUUCUUGGACCGCAUGCAAUUUUUACCGAACAUGCAGCAACGGUAUCAUCUGCUGCUCAUCUAUGUCCAUAUUUUGCAUAUGUUCAACCGGUUCACCCGUCUUCGUCAUCCUCAACUUCCAGUGCAAGUGUUGCUGAUGGUCCUACACCUACCUACAAUAAUAACAACAAUAAUAAUAGUAAUAAUAUUAAUAAUAAUAAUCACUGGAACAGCAGCCAAGCAGCAUCCAGUGAUAUGCCAAAUUCUUAUGCUUUGCCCACCAUGGAUGUCCGCUAUCCCUCCGCCCUCUUUCCUCCGUCAAAUAACCGUGUAGGCGUCGGUAGUGCGGAUCAACCCUCCAUGCCACCUGUCAUGCCGCGAAGACCGGUUAGGAAUAAUGCUGAUGUUCCUAGAUCAGCCACUUACACGCAUCCGUUUCUUGUUGGCCAAAGUUCUGCCGCAAGAGUUCCCAGCUCGGUUGGGUCGUCAAUGAUUCAUCCUCAUCCCGGGAGUGCCGCACGGGCUCGUGAGCGGGCUCAGGCCCUUCAGGCCUAUUUUCAACAACCCAGUGGUUUACCGGGCUUACGUGCGCCUAUGCUAUCUGGAUCACGAAGAUCCAACAGCCAGGCCCAGAUGGGUCAAGUGGGCUCAUCUUCAGACCCGAUUCAUGGAGGUGGCAUCUAUUACCUCCCAACAUCCGUGUCAUCAACUACUAGAAGUGGCUUUCAGGAAGCAGAAAGCUCGAUGGCGAAUCCAUUCCACCAUACAUGGGAAAGAGACCAACACCUAGGGCCAGCGUGGGGUUUUCACCAGAAUGGUGGUGGUGGGUCUGGUGGGGUCUUUCGAGUGAGGCAUGGGUCGGAGAGGACUCAGUCUCAAGGUCGUUAUCGGUCGUAAGUUAAAAAGAAGGUUUUAUUCGGCUGCUUUUCAUAUCAUGAACCAACGAGUAUGAUGAGAAAACUUAUUUGGUGAAGUGUUUUUAAGAAUGUAAGUGUUAACAGUUGGUUUCAGGCUUGAUACUGUUGAAUGGCCUUGAAAUGAGUCCAUUUGCUGCUUUGUUGAUUGGUUUGUGUCAUGGAUGUUGGCUUGGAAAUACAUAAUAACCUUAAUUGUGUUGAAACAUGAUUAAACUAA
Helianthus annuus (common sunflower) is the source of this 2042-nucleotide messenger RNA. RefSeq names its product E3 ubiquitin-protein ligase RFI2. Gene Ontology annotation, molecular function: ubiquitin-protein transferase activity. Bases 501 to 1805 code for a protein of 434 amino acids. The record is from RefSeq and is a predicted model, not a curated record. Lineage: Eukaryota; Viridiplantae; Streptophyta; Magnoliopsida; Asterales; Asteraceae. The transcript is spliced from 6 exons.